Messenger RNA from Anisakis simplex (herring worm), 267 nucleotides. NCBI's taxonomy places the organism in Eukaryota, Metazoa, Nematoda, Chromadorea, Rhabditida, Anisakidae. The record is from the annotation of a GenBank genome assembly.
AUGGUUGCAAGUCGAAUGAUUCGUAUUGGACGCUAUCUUCGAGCGUUGCCACGAGAACUGUGGAACCUUUAUCCUGAACAAGUUGCUCUCUUCUCAACGUUCGGCGUGGCAGGUGCUGUAGUUUUCGUGUACAAAGUAAGGAAGUAUGGUACUGAAGGAAUUCAGCCUUACUAUCGAGGACAUUAUGAAGUGGUUAGACCAAGCGACCCAGUUGCACUGAACUGGCGCCCUCCAGAGGUUAUACUUAGUCCAUUUAUUUAUAGGUAG